This is a messenger RNA of Guillardia theta CCMP2712, 3270 nucleotides long. RefSeq lists its product as hypothetical. The coding region runs from base 1 to 3270 and encodes 1089 amino acids. Gene Ontology annotation, molecular function: protein binding; RNA binding. The record is from RefSeq and is a predicted model, not a curated record. NCBI's taxonomy places the organism in Eukaryota, Cryptophyceae, Pyrenomonadales, Geminigeraceae. The transcript is spliced from 2 exons.
AUGGUGCGAUGGUCAGCGAUGCUGCUUGUCACGAUGCUGGCGGACGUGAUGAGAGGAUGGGGAGGAGGGACAGGGAUCAUGGAGAGAGGACAAGACAUGCUGGUUGGAGCAGGAGCACCUGCUCCUGCUCCUGCUCCUGCUCCGUUCUUGGACUUGUUGAAAAAGAACGACGAGUGGGCUACCAUUCGCGCCUCCAUGACCAACUUGGAGCAGGAGUCUUCGCUCUCCAUGGUUGAACUCCUCAGUUUUCUUCGCAACGGCACCAAUGGAACAAGAUCUAAGGAGCUGGUCAAGGACUUCUUCGAUCCUAAAGGAAAGUUUGUGCGAUCUUGCCGUACAGAGAUCGAGCAACGCCGGACUCUUGUCUUGAAGCAUCCCUCCAUGCUUUCAUGGUGGUUGCCAUCUGUUGCUCUUGUUUUCAUUGUUCAGCUCGAAGAACAAUUCAUCGUGUACUGCGACAGAAAGGAGAGCAAUAAGGAUUCUGCCUUCAAGUUCCCACAUGUGUACGCCAGUGCCGCUCAGAUCAGCAACCAUGCUUUUGUCCAUGAAUCCUUCCGGUCCUGGUUUGGAGUCCUGCCAGAAAAGCUUGUCCUCCUCAACCCGCCUGAAGACCCACACCUGCUCUCCUCCAGCAGACUUUUUUAUGUGAAACUGCCACGUCCAGUACUGGGGAGCGAAGUGAUUGGGGUCGUAGCCAGCCGAUCAAACCAUCUGUAUGUCUUUCAAGCUGACAUCCCAACGUUGGCAGGACUGAGCAUGCCAUCUCUGCAUGAGAAGGCUCGAGAGCUGAUGCUGAUGAGGAAGGGGAUGCUGAACAUGCGAGGAGUGAAACCUCCUGCUGGGUUCGACGUUGACCCGAAGAGGAUCGCUGAGUUUGUGCAGAACCGCUCUGAGCACAAGGCCCCUGUACGUGUCAGUCUUGGGGAUGUAGCGCAUCGAGGAGGAGAGACGAGGAGACAGAGGCAUGAACGAUCGCUGAUCGACUGGUUUGCAGACCAACUGCCAACGUGCUAUAACCUGGUGAAGGGACUCAGGAAGGGGAGGUGCUUUGCGAUCACGCUGGAGAGGGAAAUGAAGCAAGCGAGCGGGAGGCAAGGGCACAACAGCAUGUGGCAGAGCGUGUUCUCUACUUUCAUGAACGCCCUCCUUCCCUCGAAUACAAGGAUGAAGUUCGUUGGGAUCGUCGCACGUGCGGCCAACGGUUCUCAGGUUUUCUUCAUUCCUUCCAACAUGUCGAAAGUGUCCGCAUCGCGUAUCCUCACUUACGUGCCCGAGCAAAGUGAAGAAACAGCAGGAACAAUGCCAAAGAGGAAGAUCCUAACGGUCUCUACCAUCUAUGCAAAGAUGGGGUACAAGCUGUCGUACCCGAACUUGCCAUGUGUGGUGGUAGAAUCCUCGAACAAGACAGACAAAAGGUGGCAAUUCGAUUUCUAUCCGAUGGAGUGUUGCAAGAUUGUGCUGGAAGAGGAAGGUUCCGAGAGAUUCAAAGGCGGGAGGGAGUGGAUCAGGCAAUCGGAUGCUGAUUACUUCAGCAUCACAAAAUUGCAUCGAGACUUCUUGAGGAAUGGCGAUGAGAAGAUUUUCGAAAUCUUGCAACCUCCUGGGGAGAUUUUUGCACCCGCCAGAGGGCCCUGGGUUCCUUGCGACGAGAACGAGAAGCCUUGGGAGGGAAAUUGGACGAAUUUGGAGGACGGGGAAGAAGGCGAUGCAAACAUGAAGAAAUUUGUAGGUCCCGAGCGCAUUGUACAGAUAAGAAGCCACAAGGAUUUGGAAGCAAUAUGGAGAGCUCAAGAGAAGGCAAAGAAGGAGGGGGGCGAGGGCGAGGACGAGGACGAGGACGAGGACGAGGACGAGGUCGAGGACGAGGUCGAGGUCGAGGUCGAAGACGAGGAAAAGGAGGAGGAACAGGAUGAAGAGGAGAAGGAACAGGAGGAGGGAAAGGAGGGAGAUUUGAGGUGGGAUGCGAUGGAAGCACAGGGGGAAGGAGGAGGAGAGAAGGAUGCAGACAAGUCAGCGUCUGCAGCAGGGGCCGAUGAAAGCUCUGUCGAGAUCAGCCUGUCGGAGUCAGAAGAAGGGAAGGAGCACGGAGGGAUGGCAAAGAUGCUGUCCGAGUACAAGAGUAAGCUGACGGUGCUGACGGCAAGGAUGGGCCCUCUGCUCAUGUCGCAGAUCAACCAGGGAUGGAAUCUGAUGUACAAGGAGGACAGUCCCAAGAGCGAGCAGCUGGGGUUUCCCAGGCUGCGAGAUCUGCUGUUGGCGCUUCCUGACUGCGUGAGACUGGAAUGGGAUCGAGAGGCCAACGACUACGUCGUGUUCUUACGACAUCCCAAGGACAAGGCUGAAAGCAUAAUCAAACUAAAGGAGCAGGGAGAUGCCUCGAACGAGGAGAGCGACGGAGGAGUAGGAGCAGGAAGGUUGUUACGCCCGUCACGGCAGGAUGGGGAUGUCAUGUCAUUGUCGCCUGAAGUGACGGAAGAUGAUGGGGAACGGGAGAGAAAGAACAACCAGGUGUUUCAGAAGCUGGGCAAGAUGGAAGAUGAUUUGAAAUGCUUGCUGGAUGAAAUCGACAACAAGCAGGAGGAGGAGGAGUGGGGAGGGACAAGAUUGAGAGCAAGAGUGGGAAAACUUGCUGAGCUUGUCAAAGGUUCUCGUGCAAAGGAGGAGGUCAAGGAGGUCAAGGAGGUCAAGGAGGUCAAGGAGGUCAAGGAGGAGAAGCAACAGCAUCUACAACUACAGGGAUUGCUUGAGAAGGAGAAGAGUCUUGAGCAGCAGCAGCGGCAGGAGCAUCGGAAGCAGCAGGAGAAAGCGCUGGAACGGGGACGGUGGCAGAGGCAGGCAGUUGAAGUGGAGGGCACGGAGGUAGUGCACCAACGGCUAGGGGGGGAUCAGAAAGUAGAAGCGCUGAAAGCUUGCCUGUCCAAGAUGCAGGAGGGACUGAAGCUAUACUUCGAUGCUGCUCAGCAAGCGCUGGAGACAUUCUGCCGUUCGGAUGAGGGAGGAGGAGGAGAGGUAGAGAGGAGAGUGGUUCGUCCCUACCCGAAGGAGGGGGAGGAGAGGGAGGGAAGAGGGGAGAAGAGGGAGCAAGGGAGGAGGGACGCGGGCAGGAGCGGAGAGACAGAGCGAGGACUAGUGCGGAGUGUCAGGAAGGACAAGUCGAUCCGGGAGUUCUUCAUGGAGGAGCUUGCGGAUUUGUCUGCUGCUUACUCCGUCUUGGGAGUCCCGAAGAAUCUGACGAUAAGGGAGGAGGAGGGAGGAGAGAGGAGCAGCUGA